Psammomys obesus (fat sand rat) is the source of this 1959-nucleotide messenger RNA. RefSeq names its product actin like 6A (gene Actl6a). Gene Ontology annotation, biological process: nervous system development; regulation of transcription by RNA polymerase II. Gene Ontology annotation, molecular function: chromatin binding. NCBI's taxonomy places the organism in Eukaryota, Metazoa, Chordata, Mammalia, Rodentia, Muridae. The record is from RefSeq and is a predicted model, not a curated record. The transcript is spliced from 14 exons. The coding region runs from base 439 to 1602 and encodes 387 amino acids. Gene Ontology annotation, cellular component: NuA4 histone acetyltransferase complex; SWI/SNF complex.
UUCUUCCGGUCCCCGUUCGGGCCGCGGCCUCUCCGCCCCUUCGGACCCGGAGCCUACGCGCAGUGCGUUCCUGGCUUGUCUUGUCGGCAUUUGGAGAUGGGCUCGAGGGAGGGCCCUGCCGUGUCUCGCACCCGGGGCUCAGCUACUGGCGGGACUCUGAUGGCAGCCCCCUGGCACGCCGGGUCCCUGCUUUACCAGCUCGGUUGUCCCCGGCAGCUCGCGGAGGUUCCGGGCCCUCGGGGUGGACACUGGGUGCGAGUCGCGCCUGGUGUCGCGGCUGCUGCAGUCUAGACAUCGCUCCUGGUGUGCCCGGUCCCUCGAGCAGCGGAGCGCUGAGAUGAAGUUGGUGCCCUUGUUUUUGACAUUGGAUCAUAUACAGUGCGGGCUGGCUAUGCUGGUGAGGACUGCCCUAAGGUUGAUUUCCCCACCGCUAUUGGUAUGGUUUUGGAGAGAGAUGAUGGAAGCACAAUGAUGGAAAUAGAUGGUGACAAAGGCAAACAGGGUGGUCCUACCUAUUACAUAGAUACUAAUGCCCUCCGAGUACCCAGGGAGAACAUGGAAGCCAUCUCACCACUCAAGAAUGGAAUGGUUGAAGACUGGGAUAGUUUCCAGGCCAUUUUGGAUCAUACUUACAAGAUGCAUGUCAAAUCGGAAGCCAGCCUGCAUCCUGUUCUCAUGUCGGAAGCACCGUGGAACACCAGGGCGAAGAGAGAGAAGCUGACAGAGCUGAUGUUCGAGCACUACAGCAUCCCUGCAUUCUUCCUCUGCAAAACUGCAGUUUUGACAGCAUUUGCUAAUGGUCGUUCUACUGGGCUGAUUUUGGACAGUGGAGCUACCCAUACCACUGCAAUUCCAGUCCAUGAUGGCUAUGUCCUUCAACAAGGCAUUGUGAAAUCCCCUCUUGCUGGAGACUUCAUUACCAUGCAGUGCAGAGAACUCUUCCAGGAAAUGAAUAUAGAACUCAUCCCUCCAUAUAUGAUUGCAUCAAAAGAGGCUGUUCGAGAAGGCUCUCCAGCGAACUGGAAAAGAAAAGAGAAACUGCCCCAGGUUACAAGGUCUUGGCACAAUUACAUGUGCAAUUGCGUCAUCCAAGAUUUUCAAGCUUCAGUUCUUCAGGUGUCAGACUCCACCUACGAUGAACAAGUGGCUGCACAGAUGCCGACUGUUCACUACGAAUUCCCCAACGGUUACAACUGUGAUUUUGGUGCAGAGCGGCUAAAAAUUCCUGAAGGAUUGUUUGACCCUUCCAACGUAAAGGGAUUAUCUGGGAACACAAUGCUGGGAGUCAGUCAUGUUGUCACGACAAGUGUUGGAAUGUGUGACAUUGACAUCAGACCAGGUCUCUACGGCAGUGUGAUUGUAGCAGGAGGAAACACGCUAAUCCAGAGUUUCACUGACAGGUUAAAUCGAGAGCUUUCUCAGAAAACUCCCCCAAGCAUGCGAUUGAAACUAAUUGCAAACAACACGACAGUGGAACGGAGGUUCAGCUCAUGGAUUGGUGGCUCCAUCCUAGCAUCUUUGGGUACCUUUCAACAGAUGUGGAUUUCCAAACAGGAGUAUGAGGAAGGAGGGAAGCAGUGUGUAGAAAGAAAAUGCCCUUGAGGGCUCCCACCCUGUUGCCCAUCACCUCACGUCUGUAGCUUUAGUAUACUCAGGAAAAGAUGACCAUCUUUUGUAGAAUGUUUAUACAUGUUUGCAUAUUUCAAUUUCCACUUAAAUUUUUUAAGGCUUUAACUGGCUCUAUAAAUUAAAAUGAGUUUGUGCUUUCCUUGAAAUGCACUUAUUCUUAUUACAGGCAUUUUAUAAUUUUGUAUGAAUGUCUAUUUUCUCUAAAUAUUUUCCUUUCAGUAAGUACUUUCCGGCUCUCCUGUGGGUUGGUGGAAUUUUUAUUGACUAGUAAAAGUUACUGCCUAUGCUUUUUACCUUAGGCUUACAAAACUAAAUAAAAAUCAGUACCAU